UGCUGUAAACAGUACGUUGGCGGUUCACACCAGUUCAGAAAUUACCAAGGCAUCCAGUCUCCCAGCAAGUGCCAAGAGGCAUUCAUUCAAUGCUCCGCUGACACCAAUUUGCCCAAAGUUCACACAGCAAGAAGCCAAGGACCCACCGAGGCUAUCACUUGGAAGAGGUCAUUGUUGUUGCAUCCAGCAUCCCAGCCUGACUGCCUAGACAGGUCCCGCAGGUUGCUGAAUGGCAGAGGUGCAGGCUGCUCCACAGCAAGAUCAGCGUUCGACCGUUUCUCUAGGGGCAAGCGACACCUCCUGGUGGGGGACUUCAAAUCUGCUGUCGCUGCCUUCGAGGUGUGUCUGUUGCUUAGGAGGCAACAGAGUCCCUGGUGGAGCUGUGUGGGGAGCAGGCGCCCGAGUGUGGUGACGCGUACUGCCGCUGUGGCCGUGCAUUGCUGGAGCUGGCACGCAAGGAGGCAGGGGUGCUGGGGCCAGAUCUGGAUGGUGCCAGUAGUCAGGAGGGAAGCACAGGGGAAGAGGAGGACGAGGAGGAAGAGAGUUAAGAGUCACAAGAGGAGGAGGAAGGUGGAAAGAAAGAGGAAGGAGAGGAGGAGGAGGAGGAGGAGGAAGAUGGAGAAGGAAAGGAGAAAGAUAAGAAGGAAGGAAAUGCCGCAGAAGGAGAAGAUAGAAAUCAAAAACGUCACAAGACAGAAUAGUGAGCUGCAUGCACUUAUCACAGAGUAUAAAGUCACUCCCUCAGAGGAAAAAGACAAGGAUGGCAUGUCUUCAUGUGAGAACUCAGAAGCUAAAUGUACAGAUACCAAGGGGAAAUUGCUGGGUCAAGUGGCUACACUGACAUCUGAGGUUAGCAGGUUGGAGAGUGAGUGCAGCAGUCUUCAGGUUCAGCUAGACUGUGAGAGGGAUAAGUAUAACAAACUGCUGGGAGAAUCUCUUGCUCAUGAAAAGUUGUCUGAAGAUGUCAUAACUGAACCAAAAGGAGAAACAACAGGAUUGGGAGGAACUGAGCUUUAACAGAAGCUGCAACAACUGCAGGAGGCUCACAGGGUCCUGGAGAGCAGGUUAACUUGCAGCAUGAAGGAGGUGGCUGAGCUGAGUGACAGGAAGUAGCAGCUUGAGCAUGCUGUAGUGCAUGAGGAGACAGAGUCCAUCGGUGACUACAUCACCAUCUACCAGUUGCAGCGAGGAGUGAUGAAGCAACAAGCUCGAGAACGCGAGUUAGACCUUGCCAGCCUCCAUCAUGAAUGAGAGGAAAUGAAGCAAAACCACUCUGCAGGAUUUGAUAUCAAAGCUGGUGCAGGAAAAGGAAGCAGAUCAUGACCUUCAGCAGCUCGAGAAGAUAAGCAGCGUCCUUAUAUAUAUGUUAUAUAAAUAUGUUCCUUUCACUAUAAUAUAUUAUAUGUAUUAAAAACUGCAUGGAAUACUACUGUAUUCCAUGCACUUUGUAUUCCAUGUAUUCCAGCCACUCAGUCUCCUACUGAGUGGCUGGGGUUUUCCAAAAGUGAGGGUUGGUGUUCUAUACCAUACCAUGUGCCCUGUUUGUAUUCCUUCUCUAUCCUCUGUAUUAUAUUCUAUGUAAAGAUGGUGCUGGGGUGGGAUCUACUUCUUAUUCCCUAAAAGUGAUGAGGAGUGACACUGGGCAGCAUUAAUUUGCUCCUUAGAGAUGGCUGGGUUCCUGUGGAUGAGUGGGCCAUGCUGUGCUUUGUCAAGGAUGGUGUUUGGUAUUGUGAUGACUCUUGCCACAAUCAAGUGUCUCCCACAGAGUAGUGGAGUACCUAUGUAUGGUGUUGACCCAAGCUGUCCAGGUCUCAUCCAAUGCCUUAAUAUGAUUUAGAUGAUCAAAAUGGUUUAACUCACCAUUUAAUCAGCUGACUGAUUUGAAUGGAGAAGUAUGUAAUGUGUUGUAGCCUAACCAUCCCUGCCAGCAUGGUCAGACUCUUGGUAGUAACCUGAAAUGCUCCUAGGUAGUGAGUAUCAUUGCACAUAAUGAUCUUUACUUUGUCAGUAAUUCAAUGAUACUGAAUAUUACUCUACUGGAUUUUGCUCAGCACUGCUUGGUAACUUUUGGCCAUAAUCCCAGGUCUGGAAUGAUAUGAAGCCAUGUUUUUACAUUCCAUAUGAGACAGGCAAGCACUAUGCUUUGCCUGACUGAUACCUGUACUUUGCAUUUAUGACCCCAGGUAGUUCAUCACUCUCUCUCUCUCUCUCUCUCUCUCUCUCUCUCUCUCUCUCUCUCUCUCUCUCUCUCUCUCUCUCUCUCUCUCUCUCUCUCUCUCUCUCUCUCUCUCUCUCUCUCUCUCUCUGUUUGGAAUUAUACUGUAUAUUAGGAAAUAUCAUUAAAGAGUGUGUGUGUAAAAAGUGUUUGCAUUAUUGUGCAUUUGAUGUUGGUUUCAUGAUUUAUAAAGAUUGCUAUUUUUAAUAAAGUUAUUGAAAUUGUUA
Messenger RNA from Scylla paramamosain (green mud crab), 2442 nucleotides. RefSeq names its product glutamic acid-rich protein-like. The transcript is spliced from 11 exons. Bases 487 to 1017 code for a protein of 176 amino acids. The record is from RefSeq and is a predicted model, not a curated record. Lineage: Eukaryota; Metazoa; Arthropoda; Malacostraca; Decapoda; Portunidae.